This is a messenger RNA of Malurus melanocephalus (red-backed fairy wren), 4142 nucleotides long. RefSeq names its product TBC1 domain family member 25-like. Gene Ontology annotation, molecular function: GTPase activator activity. Gene Ontology annotation, cellular component: autophagosome. The coding region runs from base 226 to 2604 and encodes 792 amino acids. NCBI's taxonomy places the organism in Eukaryota, Metazoa, Chordata, Aves, Passeriformes, Maluridae. Gene Ontology annotation, biological process: regulation of autophagosome maturation; activation of GTPase activity. The record is from RefSeq and is a predicted model, not a curated record. The transcript is spliced from 7 exons.
UGUUGUUGCCGCCGCCACGGCCGCCGGACGGGCACGGGCACGGGAGCGGCGCCGCUCCGGAUCCCCCCCCAAAUCCCCGCCCCCCCAAAUCCCCGCCACGGCCGGACCGGGGGAGGGGCGCGGCGUGACGUCAGCACGGUGACGUAACAGCUGCCCCCCGUUUCCCCGGCUGGGGGGGGGGCGGCGGCGGCGAAUCCCGGUCCGAGACCUUCCCCACCCCCCAACAUGGCGGCGGCGACGGCGGGGGGCGGGGCCUCGCCGGGGAGCGGGGCCUCGCUGGAGGAGGAGUGCGAGGUUGUGCGCGUGCGCGUCAAGAAGAGCGAGGGGCAGCAGCCGCCCGAGUUCCGUUCCUUCGCCGUGGACCCCCAGAUCACCUCUCUGGACGUUCUGCAGCACAUCCUGGCCCGGGCCUUCGACCUGCAGGGGAAGAAAAGCUUCGCCCUGAGCUUCGCGGCGCGGGACGGGCAGGGCCAGGACACCUUCGUGCCUCUGCUGAGCGAUGGCGACCUGGCCAACGCCUUCACCUGCGCCAGGCCCACCCUGAGGCUGCGGCUGGAUGUCAGGAACCCACCUGAGAGCCCGCUGCUGGAGGAUUGGGACAUCAUCAGCCCCCGGGAGGUGGCGGCGGCCGAGCCGGUCCCCGAGCGCCGCUCGCUGCUGGCGGCGGCUCUGCCCUUCGUGGUCUGGCGUUACCUGCUGAACGUGUUCCCCUCGGGUCUCACCGGCCAGGAGCACUUGUCCCACCUGGGGUCUCAUUUUUUUCCCAUUUUCCAGGUGGUCUGGCGUUACCUGCUGAACGUGUUCCCCUCGGGUCUCACGGGCCAGGAGCGCCUGUCCCACCUGCGCCUCAAAGCAGCCGAGUACCUGUCCCUGAAGGCCGCCCUGGCCGCCCGCGCCGCUCCGGCCGAGCUGUCCCAAGUGGCCGCCGCCGUCCGCAAGGACGUCGUCCGCACCGACCGCGCCCACCCGUAUUUCGGCGGCCCCGAGGAAGGUCACCCUCACCUGGCCGCCCUCCAGGCCCUGCUGACCACCUUCGCCUUGGGCCACCCUCACCUGUCCUACUGCCAGGGCAUGUCGGACGUGGCGGCCCCGCUGCUGGCCGUGCUGGACGAUGAAGCUCAGGCUUAUUUGUGUUUUUGCUCGCUGAUGCGCCGUUUGGCCCCGCGGUUCCGUCCCGGUGGACGCGGUCUGGCCCGGGCGUUCUGUCACCUCCGGCGCCUCCUCCGUCGCGCCGACCCCGUUUUUUGGUCGUUUUUGGCUUCUCGGGGAGCUCACGAUUUGUUGUUUUGUUACCGCUGGUUGCUGCUGGAGCUCAAGCGCGAGUUCGCCUUCGAGGACGCGUUGAGGUUGUUGGAGAUCACCUGGAGCUCGCUGCCACCGGCUCCGCCGCCGCCUCCGGCCGGGGUCCCGCUGCUCGGGCCACCCUUGGGUGCUCGCCGGGCCGGGCGGGGGCUCAGGGAGCGCCGGGGGCUGCGGCCGCGGCCACCCCGGAGGAGGAGGAGGAGGAGGAGGAAGGACGGAGAUGAGGAUGGAGAAGGCGACGCUCCCCAAGGUUCUGCUGGUGGCCUUGGAGGUCUCAACGAUGUCCCAGAGGGUCCCAAAGGUGCCCAGGGGGUCCAGGAGGGUCCUGAGAGCGCUGGAGAUGUCCCCGAUGGUCCCCAAAGCACUGGUGGUGGCUUUGGGGGUCUCAAGGGUUCCGGGGAUGUUCAAGAGAGUCCCAGGAGCUUUGGGGACGUCCCUGAGGGUCCCGGGGACAUCCAGGAGGGUCCCAAGAGCUCCAGAAAUGUUCCUGAAAGUCCCAAGAGCUCCAGUGACAUCCCAGAAGGUCACAAGGACAUCCAGGAGGAUCUUGAGAGCUCCAGAAAUGUCCCCGAGGGUCUCAAGAGCUCCAGUGACAUUCCAGAAGGUUCCAAGGACAUCCAGGAAGGUCCCAAGAGCUUUAAGAAUCUUCAGGAAGGUGCUGAGAGCUCCAAAAAUGUCCCCAAAUGUCCCAGGAGCUCUGGUGACAUCCCAGAAGGUCCCAAGGACAUCCAGGAAGGUCCCAAGAGCUCCAGCGGUGUCCCCAAAGGUCCCAAAAGCUCCAGGAACGUCCCCAAAGGUCCCAAAAGCUCCAGGAACACCCAAGGGAGACCCCCGAGGGCCGGGGAAGCCCCCGAGGGCCCCCAGGACUCGGGCCCAGGUGGCCCCAGGAAGGUGGAGGAGGGCACCGACGCCCUGGAGAUGGAGCAGAGAGCCCACGGUCCCGGCUGGGGGGACAGAGAGGGAUCCUCCUCCUCCUGCUCCUCCUGCUCCUCCUCCUCCUCCUCCUCGGACGAAGAGCUGACCGUGGAGGAUGAUGGAGCUCCUCUUCCACCGCCUGAGGAGCUGGGCCAGGGCAACCCCUUCCUGCUGUUCGUGUGCCUGGCCAUGCUGCUGGAGCAGCGCGAGGCCGUGAUGGCGCGGGCCGGCGACUACAACGAGGUGGCCAUGCACUUCGACCGCCUGGUGCGGCGCCACCAGCUGGGCCGCGUGCUGCGCCGCGCCAAGGGGCUCUUCGCCAGGUACCUGGAGGGGUGGGGUGGGGCAGUGCCAGGGGGACCCCAAAAUGGAGCCUCAUUGGGAUAGGGGACCCCAAAAUGGAUCCUCAUCGGGGUAGGGGGGACCCUAAAAUGGAUCCUCGUUGGGAUAGGGGACCCCAAAAUGGAUCCUCAUCGGGGUAGGGGGGACCCUAAAAUGGAUCCUCGUCGGGGUAAGGGACACCGAAAUGGGGUAGGGGACCCCAAAAUGGGGUAGGGGACCCCAAAAUGGACCCUCAUCGGGGUAGGGGACACGGGGAAAGGGUGGUGGGGGCUCCUUGGGGACACCAUGGUCAAUGGAGGGUUCUGGAGACUCCAUAAAACAUCUCCAGGAGGACCUGGGGUCACCAUUGGGGUCUCUUGGCAAUGUGGGAACCUUGUGGGACAAUGUGGAGACCCCAUAAAACAUCUCCAAGGACCCCAAAAGCAUCAUGGGGAACCUUUGGGAACUUCAGGAACCUUGUAGGACCAUGUGGAGACCCCAUAAAACAUCUCCAAGGACCCCAAAAGCAUCAUGGGGAACCUUUAUGCACUGUGGGAACCUUAUAGGAUGAUGUGGUGGCCCCAUAAAACAUCUCCAGGAGGACCUGGGGUCACCUUGGAGAUCCCAAAGUCACUGUGGGGGUUUGUAGGAUACUGGAGACCCCAUGAAACAUCUCCGAGGACCCCAAAGCCAUCAUGGGGAUCCUUUGGGCACUGUGGGAACCUUGUAGGACAAUGUGGAGACCCCAUAAAACAUCUCCAAGAGGACCUGGCGUCGCGUUCAAGACCCCCAAAGUCACUGUGGGGGUUUGUAGGGUACUGGAGACCCCAUAAAACAUCUCCAAGUGGUCAUGGGGUCACCAUUGGGGUGUCUGGGCACUUUGGGAACUUUGUAGGACAGUGUGGAGACCCCAUAAAACAUCUCCAAGAGGUCAUGGGGUCACCACUGGGAUCUCUUGGCAAUGUAGGAACCUUGUGGGACAAUGCAGGGACACCAUAAAACAUCUCCAGGAGGACCUGAGGUCACCAUUGGCAUCUCCUGGCACUUUGGGAACUUUGUAGGACAAUGUGGAGACCCCGUAAAACAUCUCCAAGGACCCUAAAGCCAUCAUGGGGAUCCUUUGGGCACACUGAGAACCUUGUAGGACAAUGUGGGGACACCAUAAAAGGUCCCUUUGAUGUCACCAUGGGGGCUCCAAGGCCACCCCCUGCCCCACACCCCAAGGGGCUCUUUGCCAGGUACCUGGAGGGGUGGGGUGGGGCCAUGCCAGGGGGACCCCAAAAUGGAUCCUCAUCGGGGUAAGGGGGACCCUAAAAUGGGGUAGGGGACCCCAAAAUGGGGUAGGGGACCCCAAAAUGGACCCUCGUCGGGGUAAGGGGGACCCUAAAAUGGGGUAGGGGACCCCAAAAUGGACCCUCAUUGGGGUAGGGGACCCCCUGCCCCACUCCCCAAGGGGCUCUUUGCCAGGUACCUGGAGGGGUGGGGUGGGACAGUGCCAGGGGGACCCCAAAAUGGACCCUCGUUGGGGUAAGGGACACUGAAAUGGGGUAGGGGACCCCAAAAUGGACCCUUAUUGGGGUAAGGGGACACCGAAAUGGACCCUC